Molecule: messenger RNA, 465 nt
Organism: Marmota monax (woodchuck)
Lineage: Eukaryota; Metazoa; Chordata; Mammalia; Rodentia; Sciuridae
Product: large ribosomal subunit protein eL42-like
Exons: 1
Coding region: 29-391 (120 amino acids)
Biological process (GO): translation
Cellular component (GO): ribosome; cytosolic large ribosomal subunit
Molecular function (GO): structural constituent of ribosome
Source: RefSeq, a predicted model, not a curated record
GGACCUUGUAAGAAAGGGAAGGCGAGAUAUGCUGCUUUGGCUUGGUUUUCAUCACGUGGACACCUCUGCUGUAAAGAUGGUCAAUGUACCUAAAACUCGAAGGACUUUCUGUAAAAAGUGUGGCAAGCACCAGCCUCACAAAGUGACCCAGUAUAAGAAGGGCAAGGAUUCCCUUUACGCCCAAGGAAAGAGGCGCGAUGAUCGGAAGCAGAGUGGAUAUGGUGGGCAGACAAAGCCAAUUUUCCGCAAGAAGGCUAAAACCACAAAGAAGAUUGUGCUAAGACUUGAAUGCGUUGAACCAAACUGCAGAUCCAAGAGGAUGCUGGCCAUCAAGAGAUGCAAGCAUUUCGAACUGGGAGGAGACAAGAAGAGAAAAGGCCAAGUGAUUUAGUUUUAAACUUUUUUAUUUUUUUUCCCAUUUAAUUUUGAUGCGAAAAUACUGAAACUAGAAAAAUUACCUGUAGG